CGCAACUUUUCAGAGUACUCUAAUGCUUGUUUGUUUUGGUGGCCGGAUUCAAACCCCAACCCGAACCAACUCGUUAUAUUCAAUCCUCAAAUCUCUCCCCUCCGAAACCCCAAACGCUUCAAAAACCCUAAUGGCAGCGCCAGGAACCCAAUUGAAAUCCAAGCGACCCACUUGUCCAUCUUGCUCCAAACCCGCAAGUCUCUGUAUCUGCAUUCGAAUCCAGAACCCGGGUCUUCAAAACAAGGUAAACAUCACCAUUCUCCAACACAGUCUAGAGAGAAAACACGCUCUUAAUUCUGCAAGAAUCGCAAGAGUAGGGCUUCAAAAUGUCACUUUGAGCACUGUUUCUGAUGUUAAAUUUGAUGCCAAGUUCAUGAUCCAUUUGUUUGACCCGGGUCAUGAUUCGGGUUCGGGUCAAGAUGGAGAAAAAAGUUCAGAUUUUUAUCAAGUUAUGGAUGAUAAAGCUGAUGAAUUCGAUGCCAGUCAUGUAACUAAAGGUAGUAAAGAGCCAGUGAUUACCUGUAGUGUAGGUAAAUAUGGAAUUGUUACUAAUAUUAGUAUUGGUAAUGUAUGGAUGCCUCAUGUUCAGUGGAAAAGAAGGCUAAGUUUUGAUAAGAUUUUGGCCUCAAAGGUGGCUGUUGAUGAUUUGGCAAAAGGGUUUGUUGUUAAAAAGUUGCAAAGGAGAAGGGUUGAUGGGAGUGAAGAAUUGGAAGAGGUAGAAGAGUUUGAAGUUGCGGUGCCUCCAGGGUCAGUGCUUUUAUUUCCUAGCAAGAACGCAUUGGAUGUUGAUGGUCUUAAAGCAAUGGAUUUUGAAGCGAAGAAUUUGAUUGUUUUAGAUGGGACAUGGUCAAAGGCAAGGAGAAUGUAUUGUGAGAAUCCGUGGUUGAGGUUCUUGCCGCAUUUGAAGUUGGACUUGGAUAGGUUGAGUUUGUAUAGUGAGGUUAGGCAACAACCAAAAGCUGGCUAUUUGUCUACUAUUGAGAGCAUUGUUUAUGCGUUGGAGGAAAUAGGGGAUUAUCCUGAAGGCUUGGAUAAUCUAUUGGGUGUUUUUGAGUCGAUGGUUGGUGAUCAAAGAAGAUUUAGAAAUGAGAGGCUGAGCAAGCUCUCUUCUGCAUAAUCAUUCUGCUUGCUAUUGUAAUUUUUAUCUUAUUUAUGCAAUACCAUUUUAAUAUGGAGGUGACUUCAUUGACUUGCGAACCUCAAAACACAGUGCUUGCAUCCAGUUGGGACUUGAGAUGUUCAUCUUAUCUAUUAUCUAUCUUGAAUUAUGUUGUUGACUCAUGCAUUCAUGUCUUCCUGAUUUGCUGUUGUGGACUGUAGAAAGUUGAUGUGGCUUAGUGAAAUUUAAUAGUUUGUGUAUGGACCUUUGAUUGUCCUGAUAUUACUCUGAGAAAAGAUAUACACGAUACGACUAAGCUCAGCUUUUAAGAAUUCUGUAGCUGAAAUUAAUUGUCCCUAGUCAUUACGGAUGCAGAGAACAUUAGCAUUGGAGUGAAAAAUGCCAAAAAUAAUGGCAGUUUGCUGUAACUGAUGCUUUUACUUUACUGUCUUGACAAGAAAAUGCAAAGGGCAGAUUUGCACUCGAUCAAGGCUGAUGGCAAGAUAAACUGCUGCAUUUAAUCAUCUUUGAGAUGGUGCCAGAAUAGCAAGAUGUGUAAGCGAAGGAAUAUGUUUGCCUGCACUGCAGAAUUGAGUUGUAUCUGUAGAACAUUGUAAUUUCGGUUGCAGAUAUUGUUUCAAGUAAUUUUAUUGUGUGCUCUUAGUUGCAAGGUACUUGAACUUCAUUCUACAAUUCUCUUCGUUAAUGAAUUCUCAUUCUCCUUUAUCAA
This is a messenger RNA of Populus nigra (black poplar), 1829 nucleotides long. RefSeq lists its product as uncharacterized. Bases 23 to 1117 code for a protein of 364 amino acids. The record is from RefSeq and is a predicted model, not a curated record. Lineage: Eukaryota; Viridiplantae; Streptophyta; Magnoliopsida; Malpighiales; Salicaceae. The transcript has a single exon.